This is a messenger RNA of Monodelphis domestica (gray short-tailed opossum), 713 nucleotides long. The record is from RefSeq and is a predicted model, not a curated record. Lineage: Eukaryota; Metazoa; Chordata; Mammalia; Didelphimorphia; Didelphidae.
AUUCUCUCUCCUUUCCUUUUCCGCGCUGCGGUUGCAGCCAUGAGUAUGCUAAGGCUUCAAAAGAGGCUUGCCUCUAGUGUCCUUCGAUGUGGAAAGAAGAAGGUAUGGCUUGAGCCCAACGAGACCAAUGAAAUUGCCAAUGCCAAUUCUUGUCAGCAAAAAAAACAGAAGUUGAUUAAAGAUGGGCGUAUCAUUCAGAAUCCUGUUACUGUCCACUCCCAAGCCCGAUGCCUAAAAAAUACUCUGGCUCGAUGGAAGGGGAGGCACAUGGGCAUUGGUAAGAGAAAGGGUACUGCCAAUGCCCGUAUGCCUGAGAAGGUGACCUGGAUGAGAAGAAUGAGGAUUCUGCGCAGGCUACUCCGAAGAUACCGUGAAUCCAAAAAGAUUGACCGACAUAUGUACCACAGCCUGUAUUUGAAGGUGAAGGGAAACAUGUUCAAGAACAAGCAGAUCCUCAUGGAGUACAUUCAUAAACUGAAGGCAGACAAGGCCCAGAAGAAGCUCCUGGCUGACCAGGCCAAAGCUUGCCGAUCCAAGACUAAGGAAGCAAGAAAACGCCGGGAAGAGUGUCUACAGGCUAAGAAAGAGGAGAUCAUCAAGACUUUGUCCAAGGAGGAGGAGACCAAGAAAUGAUUCUCCCCUAUCUCCUCUGUAUAUAGUACCCUUCUAUUUGGCUCAUACAAUAAAAAUUGGUCAGUCUAAAAAAAAAAAAA